GUGUAUUUCGAGUGUGGAGGGUGGAAGUGCUGUGAUACAGUGAUUCAAAGUAGGCGUCUUGAAAAAUCUUAGCCUGUUCUCGUUUUAGGACAAAAUGUGGACAGCAAUAGCGUUCUUCGUAGUAAUUCUAGGAUUACUAGCUUACUUAGACACUAAAAAACCAAAAAAUUAUCCGCCAGGACCAAAGUGGCUACCAAUUAUAGGCUCUGCUUAUGUACUCUUAAAAAAGAGAAAGCAGUAUCGCAAUCUCUACAAAGCAACUGCAGUUAUGGCCAAAGAACAUGGACCUGUGAUUGGUUUGAAAGUGGGCAAAGAUUUGAUAGUCAUUGUGUACGGAAAACAAGCAAUUCGAGAAUUUUUAUCAUCAGAAGAUUUGGGUGGUAGACCGACAGGACCGUUUUAUGACAUGAGAACGUGGGGCGAACGACGAGGAGUUUUAUUAACAGACAGUGAAUACUGGCAGGAGCAAAGAAGAUUUAUUUUGCGUCAGUUAAGAGAGUUCGGUUUCGGCAGAAAAAAUAUGUCCGCGAUGAUUGAAGAAGAAACGGGAAUCAUGGUGGAAAGUUUCAAAAAAAUGCUGGCUGGGAAAUCUUCAUUUACCCAUAAUAUGGCGUCAGCAUUUAGUAUACACAUUUUAAAUACUUUGUGGAUGAUGAUGGCCGGGAUUCGAUAUAGUCCUGAAGACAAAAACUUGUUGAGUUUGCAAGAUAUUUUAGGGAGAUUGUUUUCUGCGGUCGAUAUGGUUGGUUGUCCCUUCAGUCACUUUCCUAUUUUAAAGUUUAUAGCUCCUGAGGUGUCCGGAUAUAAACUUUAUGUUGAAACACACUUGCAAGUAUGGGAUUUCUUGUAUAAAGAACUCACGCGUCAUAAGGAAACGUAUGAUGAAAAUAAUUUAAGAGAUUUUAUGGAUGUUUAUUUAAAAAUUUUAAAUUCUCCCAAUCGAGACGAAAGUUUUUGCGAAAAACAGUUGCUAGCAAUUUGUAUGGAUAUGUUUAUGGCUGGUUCUGAAACUACCAGUAAAAGUCUUGGUUUCUGUUUCCUAAAUCUGAUACGUUAUCCAGAUGUACAGAAAAAAGCACAGCAGGAAAUAGAUCAAGUUGUCGGUAGAGACAGACUUCCAACUCUGGAAGAUAGGCCAAAAAUGCCCUAUAUGGAAUGCGUAGUUUUGGAAGCUUUACGAAUGUUCUCCGGAAGAGCUUUCACAGUGCCUCAUCGCGCCCUCAGGGAUACACAUUUAAAUGGACACUUCAUCCCAAAAGACACUAUGGUAAUAGCAAAUUUGCAUGGAACUUUAAUGGGCCCUGACAGCGGCGUGGAAGAACCGGAAACAUUUAAACCGGAAAGAUAUUUAAAGGAUGGGAAAAUCACAUUAGCGGAGACAUACAUUCCAUUCGGAUUUGGAAAACAUAGAUGUUUAGGAGAAACGCUUGCUAGAGCUAACGUUUUCUUGUUUACUUCCGCUCUCUUACAGCAUUUUAACUUUUCAAUACCACCUGGUUGUCCACCGACAACUGAAUGUAUUGAUGGGGUCACUCCCGGACCUUUACCUUUUCAAGCACUUGUCACACUGAGGGAUUAAGUAAAUUAAUAUUGUUAAAAUACGUUAUAAUUUCAACAAAUGUGUUGAAUAUGUCAAGUCACAUAAAGUGCUAGUCUUUGUAACCCUACUUAAAUAUUUUAUUUUUGUAUUUUCAGAACAUUGUGCCAAUAAUAUAAUUUACAUUUUUUGAAAAUUAUUUUCAACAUGAAAGUAUCUGGUAAUUUACUAAAAAUCAUAAUGUAUACAUAUUGUGUAUAAAAGUAGCCUAAUAAUUAUUAUGUGUAAAUU
This is a messenger RNA of Zophobas morio, 1828 nucleotides long. It is a transcript of the gene Cyp303a1, whose product is annotated as probable cytochrome P450 303a1. Gene Ontology annotation, molecular function: oxidoreductase activity, acting on paired donors, with incorporation or reduction of molecular oxygen, reduced flavin or flavoprotein as one donor, and incorporation of one atom of oxygen; heme binding; iron ion binding. Gene Ontology annotation, cellular component: cytoplasm; intracellular membrane-bounded organelle. The transcript is spliced from 4 exons. Gene Ontology annotation, biological process: xenobiotic metabolic process. The record is from RefSeq and is a predicted model, not a curated record. The coding region runs from base 95 to 1579 and encodes 494 amino acids. NCBI's taxonomy places the organism in Eukaryota, Metazoa, Arthropoda, Insecta, Coleoptera, Tenebrionidae.